CUUGCUAUUAGGUAAGACACCAACUCAAAUUGCUCCAUGUCAAGUUGUAUUCACAAUGUUGUUUCGGUAUACGUCACCGUUGACACUAGACAACAGAUAAUUUAAUACAACCAGGUCCUACCCUUCAAACGAGGGGUGAAGGAAGGGUGUACUGGACGAUACAUACAGCCAGUCCAUGUAGUGAUUUCAACAGCUAAGUACAUCCUAAGUUUAUCUCGAUCACGUGAUAUAUCAAUACGAUUGCAGUGCGCACACAAUCUUCAUUUCGCUUUCGUGCCAGCUUGUGUUCGAAGCACUUACCUGAGGAAGGCGUGAAUAACUUGGUCACAGAUACAGGUAGAGAAUGGACGUCGGUGGCCAUCAAGUAAAGAAUAUCAGAAGACACCUGAGCAUCUUGGUGUUGAUCUUCCUUUUCUACAGUCCUAAAGCCAAGGGGCAAAGGGAUGGAGACUCCUUAUCUGAAAGUAAAGUUCUUCUGACGUGUUCGUUCAGCGAAAACAUUGAGGACAAAAGACAGCCGUUCAGUAUUUUUGAUGACCAGUCAGAGGAAGUCCUUAAGUGUACUUGGGUGCACCAAGAGUUUUUCUGCAAACUGGGAGAUGGCUACAGUUACGACUGGCGAGUCACAGACAAAGUGACUGUCACAAAGCUUCGGGGACCUUCGCCAAACGUUUGCUCUUGUUUUCUUGUUGAUCAAGACAACACUCAGUAUGAAAGACCCUGUGUUGUUCAAGAUUCAGUAGAAGGUGUUGAGGACAAAAAGGAACUUCAGACACUGCCAUUUGAGUUGUUAGAAGAUAAUCUGUUAAAAAGCCCUCUGCGAGAAGAUAUUCCAGACGAGCCUGAUCCCAAGUCAGAUAAUUCCUUGAUGAUUGGAGUAACCGCUUUAGCGGCAGUCAUGAUGAUUAUUAUCCUUGUUACACUGGCGGUCAUUUUCGUUCGGAAACGACUCACGAAUUCUCCUGUUACACAGGUGUGACAAGAAGUUGCAAACAUUUAAACUCGCAAUGCUGUGUAGCAUCAUGAAAACCCGAACUGGAUUGAACAAAAUAAGGGAGACACUCUUUUUGCAUGCAUUGUGCUUGUGGCUCUUGAAACCUUGUUUUUUGCUCCCAGAAUUCGUUUUUAUGCGUUGCUUUCCAUCUGAUGAAUGAACGAUCACAAUCUGCUCUUCGUUGGACGGCGCUCUCCAGUCGUCUGCUCACAACAGAUGCUUGGCUUUGGCGGAGACGCGGAAGUUGAAGUUUCUGAAAUGUGGCGAUGAAGCUGGACUGCUUGCUAUCUUUUGAAGAGCAAUUUGUGUGUUCAUUAUAUUCAUUUUGAUGAAAUACUGUACUAGAGUGAAAACUGAUCGGAUGAUUUUUUUUCUCUCUGUCGUUCCUAAAACCUGCUUGUGAAUCUUAUCAUUUAUUAACAAGUGGAAUACAUUUUUAGUACACUGAUUUGCGUGUUGUUAUUUUUAUUUUUCAUUAGCAGCUUGUUUUCAACUUGUGUAAGCAAAAAGGUUUGAUUUCGGUGGAGACCCAGAAAACGAAGCGAAUGAUGUCUUCUGAACGGUUCAAAACAAUUUUUUUCUUUAGUGCAAAUAAGUUAUAAAAAGUUUAACCAAAAACAAAUAAAGAAUGACAUCGUUUACUUAAGCUGCCAAAAAAGUUGAAGAAUGUGUAAGUGCAGAACUAUAAACUAACGUGCAGUCAUCUUCCAGUAUUUACAAUUCAUAGUUCUGUUAUUAUUAGUUGAUGUUUCGGUGAAAUAACGUGUUUCUUGUUAUUUCAUCUUUGUAUUUUGUCUGAUUUUUUCGUUGAUAUUUGAAUUUGUUUCAAUAAUUUUAUGAAAAGGUAGUAAAAGUAAUAUUUUUGGCUGAUGUUAUACUUGUUCAAAUCUUUAACGUAAUAAACCUAAACGA
Pomacea canaliculata is the source of this 1906-nucleotide messenger RNA. RefSeq lists its product as uncharacterized. The coding region runs from base 344 to 979 and encodes 211 amino acids. The record is from RefSeq and is a predicted model, not a curated record. The transcript has 7 exons. NCBI's taxonomy places the organism in Eukaryota, Metazoa, Mollusca, Gastropoda, Architaenioglossa, Ampullariidae.